Molecule: messenger RNA, 458 nt
Organism: Callorhinchus milii (elephant shark)
Lineage: Eukaryota; Metazoa; Chordata; Chondrichthyes; Chimaeriformes; Callorhinchidae
Product: galectin-1-like
Exons: 4
Coding region: 40-423 (127 amino acids)
Molecular function (GO): carbohydrate binding
Source: RefSeq, a predicted model, not a curated record
UCUUACUUGCCUAAAUUCAGGCUGUUUGAAGUGACGGGAAUGAAGAUGCAGCCCGGAGACGCGGUGAGGAUCAGAGGGAGGAUUCUGGAGGAGGUCGAGAGUUGUAGAUUCACCGUGAAUCUUGGCAAAGAUGACAGAAACAUUGCCUUACACUUCGACCCUCGUUUCAAUCAUCUGCGUGAUAAGAAAAAGAUUUUCAUGGCCACCCGGAAAGAUGGCGAAUGGGGACAUGAGCAAAGAGAUGACAACUUCCCCUUCUUUUGGGGGAAACAAGUGGAGAUUAUGAUUGCCUUCUUGGGCGACACGUUUGAAAUCAACCUCUCGACUGGUCACCGGAUUGUGUUCCAAAACAGCCUGAAGAUGGAAAUCCUCACCUACAUGUCUGUGGUUAAUGUGGCGGUGUCAGAUAUCAAAUUUUGCUGAGGGGCUGAGAUGUCUGAACCGUUAACCAAUAAAAA